This is a messenger RNA of Elgaria multicarinata webbii, 2147 nucleotides long. RefSeq names its product otopetrin 2 (gene OTOP2). The transcript has 7 exons. NCBI's taxonomy places the organism in Eukaryota, Metazoa, Chordata, Lepidosauria, Squamata, Anguidae. The record is from RefSeq and is a predicted model, not a curated record. Gene Ontology annotation, cellular component: membrane. Gene Ontology annotation, biological process: proton transmembrane transport. Bases 200 to 1990 code for a protein of 596 amino acids. Gene Ontology annotation, molecular function: proton channel activity.
UCAUGUCAGCAUUCCUGAGAAGUUUAUGAAGCCACACUGUCUGCCCCACCGAUGGUGUAAAUCACAAAGGCAUCCGAACAGAUAUAAAUCCCUGGACGUUUCUGAGAGGAGGAAAGAAGAAGCUUGUGCAAAAGCAGUGCUGAGGACAGAAAGUCGACUUGCAGGCGGAAAGCAGAAACACAACAGUGCCCAUUAAAUCAUGACCGAAGUGUCUACGUGGAAAGACAGUGAAAUCAGACGUGAAGACUCUAUCAUGGGCGCUGGUCAAAAGGAUGACAAGGGCAACUUUGCACCUGAGCCGCUAUCUCCCACUGGCUGCCACAAGUUCCCCUCUGCCUCGUCGCACGGCCCCAAAGAAAUCUGGAAGAAAGGAGGACGUGUCUUCUCCGUUCUGCUCGCCAUCAAUUUGGUCCUGCUGGCCUGCACCCUGGUCAGCGGUGGGGCCUUCAAAAAUGUGCCCCUUCAUGACUAUGACGUCUUUUUCAUGCUCACCAUUGUGAUGCUGAUCACCACUGCCUGGAUGCUCUUCUACAUCUUCAGCACCUCCAGGCGGCAGGAAGCCAUCCCUUGCAAAGACCGCCAUGCAGGGCCCAUCUGGCUAAGAGGAGGUUUGGUCCUGUUUGCAAUCCUCACGCUGGUGAUGGACGUAUUUAAGACGGGAUAUUACUCCAGCUUCUUCCACUGCCUGUCAGUCAUCAAAAUCAUGUACCCAAUUGUGCAGGCGGUGUUCGUGAUCGUCCAGACAUACUUCCUCUGGGUGUCUGCCAGAGAUUGUAUACACGUACAUCUGGAUCUUACCAGAUGUGGCUUGAUGCUCACCUUGACCACCAAUCUCGCAGUGUGGAUGUCGGCUGUCACAGAUGAGUCAGUGCAUAAGGCUGAAACCAAGAACCCAAAUGCAAAUGGCACACAGGCACACAGAAUGGCUGGGUUAAAGGCCGCCUCGUCGCAUAGCUGUCACUGCGGAAGUCCUCUCUGCCAGAUCUUCCAGAACGGCUAUUUUUGGCUCUACCCCUUCAACAUCGAGUACAGCCUCUUUGCUUCUGCCAUGGUCUAUGUCAUGUGGAAGAACGUCGGACGCCUCAUCGACAGCCACGCCAACCAUACGCACCACCGCAAGUUCAAGCUUUUCAAAAAGACGUACUUCUUGGGCUUCAUCAUGGGUCUCCUGGUCCUGGUGACGGGCAUAGCGGUCCUGAUCGUGUAUGAGGUGCAGGUGAAUUCGAAGGACAAACCCCAAAUGAAGAACAAACAGGUACUCGGUAUGUAUUACAUCUUCAACAUCAUUUGCCUGAGCCUGAUGUCCGUGGUCUCCAUUGGAAGCUCCAUUGUGUAUCGCUAUGACAAAAGGGACAUGGACCGUCACAAGAACCCAACUAGAACGUUGGACGUUGCUUUAUUGAUGGGUGCAGCCUUGGGACAAUAUGCCAUUUCCUACUACUCUAUUGUGGCCACAGUGGCCAGUUCACCACGGGACACUAUCAAUGCCCUCAACUUGAGCUAUGCCUUGCUGAUGAUUGCCCAGCACACUUUCCAGAACAUCUUUAUCAUUGAAGGCCUCCACCGGCAACCCCCAGAAGAGGAACACAAAGUUGACUCUCAGCAGAGGGACAUCUAUGGACUCACUUUUGUCAACAUAAAUGUCCUCUCCCUCCGCGUCCCUGAGAGCGAAAAUGCUUUGUCAUCCACAACACCCCCAGAAGGAGCAAUUCAGGCCCAUUCUGAAGUAACGCAGUCAGUAGCGAUCCCCAAGAAAGUGAAUUGGAGGAGAAGAUUCUUAAAGGAGAGCUCAAUGUUCCUGCUCAUGUGUAACAUAAUUCUCUGGAUCAUGCCAGCGUUUGGCGCCCGGCCACAGUUUGAUAACGACACAGAGCUCAAAUUCUAUGGAAACCCCAUGUGGGCUGCCAUUGUGGACAUCUGCCUGCCCUUUGGCAUCUUCUACAGGAUGCAUGCAGUAGCUAGCCUGCUGGAGGUUUACAUCAUGUCUUAAAUGGGAAAAAUGAAGAAUUUGUUAGAAGAACCCACGUUUCUCACAUCUCCCAGGAAAGAAAUCCUGAACUGCUGCACUGAGGGGGUUUGAGCUUUACUUGGGUGUCAGGCCCUACUGCUUAGUGGACAUUACUCAGUAGUACUGGCAAAAGCCCAAA